Antechinus flavipes (yellow-footed antechinus) is the source of this 1044-nucleotide messenger RNA. It is a transcript of the gene MYL7, whose product is annotated as myosin light chain 7. The transcript has 7 exons. Gene Ontology annotation, biological process: cardiac muscle tissue development; heart contraction. The record is from RefSeq and is a predicted model, not a curated record. The coding region runs from base 98 to 625 and encodes 175 amino acids. Lineage: Eukaryota; Metazoa; Chordata; Mammalia; Dasyuromorphia; Dasyuridae. Gene Ontology annotation, cellular component: myofibril; cytoplasm. Gene Ontology annotation, molecular function: calcium ion binding.
CUCUUUCCUUAUUUGGCCCUCCAGGUGAUAAGAUGAAUGCAUAAGGGAAGGGUUGCAGGACAGACAGCAGCAGUUGGGACAUCCAAGCAGCCAGGAGAUGGCCAGCAGGAAGGCAGGGACUCGGGGGAAGGUGGCAGCUGCCAAGCAAGCCCAACGGGGAUCUUCGAAUGUCUUCUCCAUGUUUGAACAAGCACAGAUCCAGGAAUUUAAGGAGGCAUUCAGUUGCAUUGAUCAAAAUCGAGAUGGCAUCAUCAGCAAAUCAGACCUGAAGGAGACCUACUCUCAACUAGGAAGAGCAAAUGUGCCUGAAGAAGAGUUGGAUGAGAUGCUACAGGAAGGCAAGGGCCCGAUCAACUUCACAGUGUUUCUCACACUCUUUGGGGAGAAACUCAAUGGCACCGAUCCUGAAGAAUCCAUCCUGAGCGCCUUCCGCAUGUUUGACCCCAGUGGCACUGGGGUUGUCAACAAAGAAGAGUUUAAGCAGCUACUUCUGACCCAGGCAGACAAGUUCUCUCCAGCUGAAGUGGAGCAAAUGUUUUCAUUGACACCUAUGGACCUGUCAGGAAAUAUCGACUACAAAUCUCUGUGCUACAUCAUCACCCAUGGGGAUGAGAAGGAAGAGUAAAAGGAUUCAGGGAAAGAGUGAAAGGCAGAGAGCCAGGUUCAAUAAAACACAGAUGCUAAGAUUUAGUGCAAAGUAUUUUUUUGUGUUUGGGAGAAGUGUUGUGGGAGGCUACUAGAGGCAAAGAUAGAGGAAAUGUAGAAUAAUGGAAAAAAUCAUAUGGAUUAAGAGAUGGAAGAAUGGAUUCAGAUCAAUAUUCUAUCAUUUUCUCAGUUUUCUUAUCUAUAAAAUGGGGAGAACAAAACAACAGUAUUAUUGAUGUUUAUUAAUAUUGUUAAUUGUGAAGACUUAUUCAAAUGCCUAUAAGAAUCAAAUGAGUUCACAUGAGUGAAAGUGAUUUGAAAAAUGUAAAGUACUAUCUAUAGUCAUGAAAAAAUGCUCUAACUUAAAUAAAAUAACUAAAGAAAUGCAAAUUAAAACAA